AUGCAUAGGCAGCACCAUAUGCUAAAUGUUGGCUUCCAGAUUGGCUCAGCUGCACGAUAUACGUUGGCCACUCUAGGGCGCAAUGGCGACAUCGUCGUGGAUGGGCCAAGUAUCUCCCGAAUUCAAUGCUCAUUUGAAAUUCUCCCGGAGUAUGAUGUCGUGAUGCUUUACGAUGAGUCAACAUCUCAAACCACCCAGGUUUUUGGUGACGAAGCUACGCCGUUCAGGCCUGGAUGCAAGCGUAAGGUCGUCGUUGGCGAACGGUUCAACAAGAUCAUCGGCAUGGGUGGUAUCGGCUGCGAUCAAGUUCAAUUCGAAAUGGUAUGGCAUCGGGCUAAUUUCAAAGGGGAAGAAGAAGCGAAGAAUCGAAUAGAAAGCCCUCUACAGGCUCGAACUAUGGACAACGUACCUACAGUUGUACCCUCGGAAAUCUCUACUUUAAACCAAUGGCCUACCAUAUAA
Molecule: messenger RNA, 462 nt
Organism: Blastomyces gilchristii SLH14081
Lineage: Eukaryota; Fungi; Ascomycota; Eurotiomycetes; Onygenales; Ajellomycetaceae
Exons: 1
Coding region: 1-462 (153 amino acids)
Molecular function (GO): protein binding
Source: RefSeq, a predicted model, not a curated record